Molecule: messenger RNA, 1188 nt
Organism: Maylandia zebra (zebra mbuna)
Lineage: Eukaryota; Metazoa; Chordata; Actinopteri; Cichliformes; Cichlidae
Source: RefSeq, a predicted model, not a curated record
GGGCACAUUAGCACCGUAGUGUAUAAAGUCAUACGCCGACAGGUUUCAUGCUGCCCACAUCGCCAUGAUCGUGGAGACAAAGAAAGCUCCGCUGACCGGAUGAAGGUUGAACCUCUGCUUGAUGGGUGCAGUGACUGCAGGGUGACAGAGGAUGAUAUUCAGGCCAGCCUCAGAAACAUCUUUCAUUACUGCUUCGGUUGGGUCUUGGGUUUUGGGCAACGGCGGUCUUGUGACUCAGACAAACUACUGACUUUAUUUUCAGUGUCGAUUGCAAAGAACGUAAACUCAGCCCUGAGUCGUAUCACAGGGUCCACGUCCUUGCAAUCAGAUAGAUCCACAUCCCCAACAAACUUUGUUGGGAUGGUUCACAGUGUAGCGAACAUUUUAAAGGACUUUACAAAGACCUUAGCUCCCCCUUUUGUAGAUGGUGAGAGUCGCAGCUACAGCAUUGUUGACUCGCCAAACUCUGAGGAAGAUGACGACUUUAAACCAGAGUCUGCAGAGACUUUUAAAAGCACACAGACUCCAGCUUGUGUAGGUGAGGGAGAUGUGGGUAGCGAGGGCAACAGUGAUGCAUUUCAAAUCACUGAUGUCCAAAAUCUUGACCGUGAGAGCUCAGAGAGUGAAGAAAAAUGUAGCGACGCCCCGCAGUGCUCGUCUGGGGCGCUUCCUACGCCCGCAGAGACCGAUACCUUUCUCACUUUGUGUCUUGCAAAUUUAGUCGCUCACGUUUCUGAGAAAACACAAACAACUGCUGUAAAGCUGAAUUUUCAGCAGAUAGUGACUGAUAUAAGAGAGAAGAUUGGGGGAGACUUGACUCCUCUAAAAACUGUAAAAAACUUGUACAUCAUAAUGUACAAAGACCUGUGUCGCAUAUUUGGAUCCAAAUACGUGCUUCAGUUUGUGAUGGAAAAGGGUGACGCGACUUUUGUAGCAGCCGUUGUGGAGCUAUUAAAAGCAGAGCUAAAAGCAUCGAGCGGCUCCGGUCACGCGCUGAGACGUUUAGAAAGUAACAAAAGCGUUUCUCCAGCCAGUGAGAACAAAACGCAACAAUCUGCCAGUGAGGACAACGCACAAAAUGGAUCCUCAGGUUCCCAGAAAGACAGGCUGAGAAACUGUGUCGUUAGGGCCCUCGCUUCUUUUUGUAGCUCUUUGAGGAGGCUGUUCAGAAACAGAGUGACAGAGUGA